This is a messenger RNA of Dufourea novaeangliae, 1284 nucleotides long. Its product is annotated as jerky protein homolog-like. Gene Ontology annotation, cellular component: nucleus. The record is from RefSeq and is a predicted model, not a curated record. The coding region runs from base 1 to 1284 and encodes 427 amino acids. Lineage: Eukaryota; Metazoa; Arthropoda; Insecta; Hymenoptera; Halictidae. Gene Ontology annotation, molecular function: DNA binding. The transcript has a single exon.
AUGGUUGAUUUGGUAAGAAGAAACGCUGCAUCUAUGAGUGAAUUUGCAGAAAAGAAUGAAGAACAGAAGAAACGGCGAAGAUUUACAAAACGAAUGUAUGAAGAACUGGACCGCCGUAUGCUGACAUGGAUUGCAGAAAGAAGGGCACAUGGUGAUACCCUAUCAGAUGCUACAAUUUUAGAAAAAGCUGCCGAAAUAAAAAAGAAUACCGCAUCAUAUUCAGAUUACAAAUUGACCAAAUAUUGGCUUAUGAAAUUUAAAAAACGCAACGAUGUCAAUACAAAACAAAAAGUCCAUAUUAAACAAGAAGUCCAUAGAAAAAGAUCUAGUGUUGACAGGAAUGAAGCGAAGAUAUUUAUAGAGAAUUUUAAAAAAUUAAUAGAAGGAGAGAAGAUAGAUGUAGAAAAUAUUUACAACAUGGAUGAAAGCCGGCUUCUAUGGAAAGCUCUUCCCACACAGAUGCUUGCAGACAUCAAAGAAAAACACAUUAGUGACUAUAAAAUGCAGAAAAGGAGCAAAAAAAAGAGCAUUAGGUGCUAUACGAAUCACAAAGGGCGCAUAAGAAUGAUAUUAUGUGCAAAUGUAUCAGGCACGAAUAAAAUCACACCCUUAGUAAUUAACAAAUCCAAGAAACCAAAACCUAAAACCAAUGCUCCAAUCAUUUUGAAAUCACAGGCAAAUGGCUGCAUGAAUCAAUCAUUAUUUCUGGAUUGGUUCCAGAAUCAGUUUAAGCCAAAUGUAAGGGCAUUCCAAGCACAUAAACAAAUAUUUGGUAAAGUUAUUUUAUUAUUAAACAAUUGCAAGGAAUAUGAAGUUCCAACAGAUAUGAAAGAAGAUUUUGAAAUUAUGUAUGUACCACUGAAUACAUCAUUAUUACUACGGCCCAUGUAUCACAAAGUAACAAAAAAGACUAAGAAAGGUUAUCGUCACAAAAUGCGACAAAGGAUUUUGAGGUAUGACGGUGGGUUCAAUGAAUUUUGUAAGCAGUAUAAUAUUAAAGAUUGCAUACAAAUGUUAGCAGAAUCAUGGGGAGAAAUAACUGCAGAGAAUAUAAAAAGUGCAUGGGAGACAAUUAUUACAGGACCUGUAUCAGAUUUUCAAAGAAAUAAAGGUGACAAAGAACAAGAAGAAACAGUUGAUCGAAAAAAUCAUGAUAAAAAUAAUAUGAAUGAAUUAACAUAUUUAGUUCAAAGAUUAACACAUCAUAGUGCAACAGCACCAUCUCAUAUUCAGUCAUUUGUAGAUGGCAUAAAACAAUAUUUUUUACUUGAAAGGAAGGAAUAA